AUGUCAGAGCACGAUAUUCAGAAAACUCUUCAGUCCCUUCAAAUUCCAAGUGAAUACGCGCGCUAUGAGUCCACAGAUGACAUAUCUCGUCUAGAUACAUGGAAGGCUUCGACUGUGCAGCUUCUACGCGACCUCAGUGGAUCGAUCAAUGAAAAAGAGCUCUCGGUGACAGAACAAGCAGAUGUAAUUGCAGCAGUCGCUUCUUUCAGUGAUACAGAGCCCUGGACCUCACCUGAAUCUCGUGCUCUGGCCACAGAAAUAUUGUCAAACUUUUCCGAACCCAAUCUUUCGCUCAUGUUGCAGCUGUUGGAGCAGAAUGUUAACCCUCCUUUCCGCUCUAGCCUUCAUCCGUUGCUGAACCCAUCUACCGGACGUAAGUUAAGUCGACCAGCGGGUGGUCCUAUGGGCUCGCAGGAUUUCUAUGAGACUCAAACUUGGAAGAAUUACCCCGCAGCGGGUAAUCUGGUAUUUUGGUGUCUGCGUCAUAUCCAGAGUCAAGACUAUGGCCGUCUCUGGUAUCUCGUUAUCCCUCCGAUAAUGACUUUCCUUGAUGACUAUCAAGUUCCAUAUAAAUUGAAAGGAGUCAAGAUGGUUGAAGAACUUCUUCAGCACGUACCCAGAGAAAUACUAAAACGUACUGGUGUGGAUGGACUCAUUCUGACAUCUCUGAAUAACUGUCUAGCUCAAUUGGAUGAUGUUAAAUCUCCCCAAUUAAUACAAGCUACAGUUCCGGUUUCCUUAUCACUGUCUUUGAUCACGACAACUCUGGGAUCUCCAGCGCAAUUUGAUCAGCUGUGCGCACUCCUAGGAGAAAGAAUCAUUGGAACAAUCUGGUUGUAUUCUUACGACAAGCUCGGGGUUGUUCAGGCCUCGGUAGACUCCCUUCCCCCGUUAUUGAGUGCUUUAGGCUUAGGAAGCAGUCGAUAUCUCAAGGCACUGAUACCUCAACUGUUACACCCUCUGAUUCCGGUGCCUUUCACAGUGUCCCCAUUCGAGCUGCAAAUUUCUUCCUUGCGUGCGCUCACGAUCGUUAUACAUGAAUGCUCAUAUAGAAUGCUGCAGUGGAAGGGAACCGUAAUAGAUGGUAUAAGCCGCUGUUGGAUAAAUUUAACCGAUACACAGUCAACCGACGACAGCUCCAGACGGGAAGAGCUGAAAAAGCAGCUACGAUCCACAUGCGAAACAUUAGCUAAGGUUUGCCCUACCAUUAUUGAAGUGAGUACAGUCCUCUAG
Molecule: messenger RNA, 1233 nt
Organism: Lentinula edodes (shiitake mushroom)
Lineage: Eukaryota; Fungi; Basidiomycota; Agaricomycetes; Agaricales; Omphalotaceae
Exons: 6
Coding region: 1-1233 (410 amino acids)
Cellular component (GO): nucleoplasm; cytosol; centrosome
Source: RefSeq, a predicted model, not a curated record